UCGUCAGAAAUAAUAAGCUACUAACUAUAGAGCUGAAAAUUUAAAACUGAGUUUAUUGUGAAAUAUUAUAAAAAAAAAUGUCGCGGCGGUCAUUUACAACCAAAUUAACUAGUUUUACUGCAGCAGAAGUUCGAAAAGCAGUUCAAACAGACCAAAUCAUCGCAACAAAUAAUUCCUUUUAUUCAUCGUCAAUAUCCUUAAAUGACCUUGUUGAUUCUCUGGAUUUUGAAGAUUUUCUUCAGCAAAAAUCACAAACUUUGAUAGUAAAAGAUCCUUUACGUAACAUUCUCGAAUUUCCAACCAAUGAUGUAAUUAUUGUAUCGACUCCGAGAAAAAUACGUACAGAGAAUUAUGUUCUUCCAGAAGAAUAUGAAAAUAAAAGUGACGACAUUCCGGUUCAAAUUUACAACUGCAUACGAGCAUUCACUAAACCAUGGAAGUACGUGAAAUUUGCUUGUCGUGAUGAUGUCUUACAUGACAAAUAUGGAAAAAAAAUAGAUCCAUUGUCUUAUCAUCAUCAAGAGUAUGAAAUUGAUUCUUGUAUUUCAUUCAUAUCAUCUUUGGAAGAUUCAACAUUGAUGAAUGGGAGCUGCUCGAGUUUAAUAUCAUCAACAGCCACCGAUAAAACUUUAUCCUGCAGAGAUUCAUGGGUUUCUGGAUUUGAGAUCGAGGAAAUUAAUCUUCGAUCAGUUGCUUCUGAUCCGCUUCUACCCAUCUUGGAACGAGUGACAGUGGAAAAAACCGAAAUCGAAAACGAAGACAUAAGGAACAAAAAUCGACUUCAAGAUAUAUUCUCGCUUCAGUUACAUGAGGAAAAUGAUAAAAUUGAACGACGGUUACCUGCAGAGGUUCCAAUGGAACAUAUCGGAAGCCGAAUCUUGAUAAAAUUCCUUGAACUAAAAUUUGACAUAGAGAUCGAACCAAUCUUUUGUUCUGCUGCUGUUUAUGAUUGUAAAGCAAAGAAGAAAAUUUCUGAAAACUUUUAUUUCGAUAUGAAUUCUGAAUCGAUAAAACACAUGCUAAACUCUCAUGUCGCUUAUACAGAUAUCAGUACCACUAGCCGUUCUGCAGCCUUUGAAAUUACUCACCCAUCAAAUGAUCUAUUCUUGGUGAUUCGUUUAGAGAAAGUUUUACAAGGUUCAUCGCAAGACUCCGUCGAACCUUAUUUAAAAGAAUACUCGAACAUAGAAAAAUCAAAGGCAAACGCUCUCUAUUACACAGAACGUUUAGGAAAAUAUCGAGCACCAUUUGGAUUUACUGCAUUAUAUUUGAAUAAAAUUUUUAAGGGUGAUAAUGGAGACGUAGAAAGCUUUCAUUCGACGUCUAUCAGUUCGAAUAGUCUCGAUAGAAAAUCAAGUAGUAAUUUCGAUCAGUUUAAGAAAAAGGCAAGUGAAACUGUAACAUCGAUAUCAAGACGAGGUUCACUCGAAAGACGAGAAAAUCAAACAUCAAGACAAUCUUUUUCUCCAUACGAAGAUUUUUCGAAUCAAAUAGAAAGUUUCAAGCCAAUCUCAAUAACAAUUUCGAGCUUCUUUAAACAGGAGUCUGAGAAAAUGAAAGAUGAAGAUUUAUUCAAGUUUCUUCCGGAACUAAAACGUCCAAAUGGAAUCAUGAAAAAAUACAAAUGCAUUCCAGGAUCUAUAAAAGUUGAAGUUGGUCCAUAUAAUGAUGGAGAUGUAAUUAAUGCUUUAACACCUGAACUGGCUAAAGUAAAACCAUACUGUACAGAAGAAAGAAAUCUACGACCAAUGAAGGAAGUACUCGAGUUUCCUUUACUUCCAAUCUUUAAUCCACAUUAUUCUUAUCGCAAUCUUCUUUACAUCAGCCCAAAAGAGUUAAAUUUCUCAACACGAGCUGGAUCUGCAAGAAAUAUUGCAGUAAAGAUACAAAUAAUGUCUGGUGAACAAUCAAGUGAUGCAUUGAAUAUAAUUUAUGGUAAAAGCUCAUGUCCUCAAUUUCAAUCGGAAAUGUACACAAUUGUCAAUUAUCAUAAUCGUAAUCCAACAUUUUAUGAUGAAGUAAAAGUUCAAUUGCCACCAAAUUUGAAUCAAAACCAUCAUAUACUAUUCACUGUUUUUCAUGUAUCAUGUCGGGCUGACAAAGCAGUUCAACAUGCGACUGAAACUCCAAUCGGAUGGUCAUGGAUUCCACUUUUAAUUGAUGGACGUUUAAACAUCGGAGAAUUUAAUCUUCCGAUACUUCUUCAUGAACCACCUAAGUCAUACUCUUUCAUCACACCUGACGUGAAUUUGCCGGGCACAAAAUGGCUUGAUAAUCAUAAACCGCUUUUUAACGUGACAUUAGACUCUUAUUCGACAGUUUACACAGAGGACUCCUAUAUCUGCAAAUUUUUCUACGUUGUACAAUGUCUUGAGAGUAAAAAGAUUCCACCGCAUAUUGGCUCCGAGAUGAAUAUGGAGAAAGAAUUAAAGAAAUCGAUUCACGACCUCCAAUGUUCCGAUUUGUAUGCUUUAGUAAAGAAUCUUCAGCUUGUUAUGGAUAAGCUCCUAGAAAUGCUUAUUCACACAUACACUAUAGGAAAUCACGUCAUGUCAAUUCAUUCAAAUGUUUUCGAAGCUAUUUGCUUGAUUGCAGACAAACUUUUUAUUCUUCAACAAGACACUCAAGCAUCUUCCUAUGGACGACAAGCAAUUCUAUCUACUUAUGUUCAAUAUCAGGCAACAAUUCUACAUCCCACAGCAAAGAGUUCGUCACUUGAAACUAGUGUUGGUGAUGAUGAAGAUUUAUCAGCUGAUAAAGUUGAGUCAUCAAACAACGAAGUUUGUCGAUUACUUCAUGAGGAAAUUGCUUUACAUUGGGUUGUUGCUAAUAACACUGCAGCUGAAUUAUCAUUGACGAACUCUUGGAUGCUUUUUGAGUUAAUAAUCAAAAGUAUGAUAGAACAUUUAGAUUUUAACAAUACUUUGAAUGCUCCGCGCAAGAAUCGUUUCUCGCGGCAAUUCACUGAUGAUGUUCAAACUCUUGUUCAUAUGAUUGCAACAAAAAUUAUCGGAUACCACAACUCGGAUAAAAAUCUCGCAAUGAGCUUAAACAAUAGUCUAGCUUUCUUCAUAUUCGAUUUGUUUAAUAUUCUCGACCGAGGUUUCGUUUUCAUGCUUAUCAAGAAUUUCUUAAAAGUUAUGACAACGAAAAGCUCUGCAAUUGCAGAAGUUAAUCACUACAAGCUUGACUUUCUUCGCAUUGUUUGCAGUCAUGAACAUUUCAUUGCGAUGAAUUUACCAUUUGGAACACCGUUUACAUAUAAUAAUUCAGCACCAUGUUCACCGACUCUAAGUAUAAAAUCAAGUAACAGCCAACAAUCGGCAAUAAGUUCUUCAGGUCCCACAAACCAAGAAAAAUCAGCAUUUGCCGAUCUUUCUGUGGAUUUCCGACAACAACACUUUCUUAUCGGUCUCAUGUUGACUGAGAUUGCACACGCUUUCGAGAUGCAAAACCAGUCAUUACAUGGCCGUGCGAUUCGUUGUAUUAAAAGCCUUAUGACCUCACAUGAAGUUGAUUUUCGCUAUAGGUCCAAGGAAGCUCGUUCAAGGAUUUCUGCUUUGUAUCUCCCGCUGUUAAAUAUCGUAAUGAAUGCUCCCUUGCACAACUUCAAGCAAGAGCAUUAUCUUCUCGAUGAUUAUCAAGGUUCAACAAAUGUUGGAGCAAUUAAUCCGGAAAUCUUUCAAGCCAUCUCUGGAAGUCAUCUUUAUACAAUAAACUCCGACAACAUGAAACAGGCUAAAGCUCAAUUAAACGAGAGUCACACCAAAGAUCUUUUACUUUGCUUCUUGUGGGUUAUUAAGAAUUUGGAGAAUUCUGUUCUAUUGAAGUUCAUAACAUGCCUACCGCUGCAAAAAGUCCACAGAUUCCUUCAAAUUCUCAACAAUUGCAUUCCUUGUUUUGAGUAUCAAGGAAGAGUUAGUAACAACAACGAACCGACAUCAGUUGGUCAAAAAAAAUCUCAAAGUUUCCGUAAAACGUCUGAUUUAAAAGAGAAACUUGAAGAUAUCAUUCGUGGAACUGGAUCUGCAAGAAACGAAUUAAUAAACCGUCGAAAAGAAGGAGGAAAUACAAAUGAAAAGUAUCGUUGGCGUAAAGAUCAGUUCUUCAAUAGACCAUCUCGAGAAGGAUCAGAAGCUUUUGGAAGAGAUUCGUUUGCUAAAUAUGAAGAACCAGAUGCAAUUUAUAUUGCUGGUUCAUUGGCUACAGAAAUUUCAUUAAUUAUAUUAGAUACAUUAGAAAUUAUCAUACAAGUAGCAUCGACAUGUGAAGUUCAUAACAAUUUAUUGGGUUCGGUAUUGAAGAUAUUGCUCCACGCACUAUCUCGCAAUCAAAGUGUUCAUGCUCUGAUGAAUCUUUUCGCAUCGCAAAGAUCCUUCGUAAAUAAGUUUCACAAUUUACUUUUUGAUGAAGAAAGUGAUAAUUGUGCUGAUCUUUGUCUGCUUCUUUUAAAACAUUGCGGAUCAUCAUUGUCAACUGUAAGAUCGCAAGCGGCUGGCUCUCUUUACUGUCUAAUGCGUCAGAAUUUUGAAUUUUAUGGAAAUAACUUUUCAAGAGUAAAAAUGUUGAUCACUAUUUCGCUUUCAUCUCUCGUGGGUGGAACAAACUUCGAUGCAACUUUCAGUGAAGCUUCACUUAGACGAUCUUUAAAAACUGUUUUAGUUUAUGCUGAAGAAGAAAAUCAAGAGUUACAAGAAACAACUUUCCCCGAACAAGUCAAAGAUUUGUUGUUUAAUUUGCACAUGAUUCUAUCUGACACUGUGAAGAUGAAAGAGUAUCAAGAAGAUCACGAAAUGCUACUUGACUUAAUGAAUAGGAUAGCAAAAGGAUAUCAAAAUUCUCCCGAUCUUCGACUUACUUGGUUGGAAAAUAUGUCAAAAAAACAUAUUGAACGAUCAAACUACACUGAAUCAGCCAUGUGUCAUAUUCACAUGUGCGCUCUUGUCGCAGAGUAUUUAUACAUGUUGGAGUCACAAACUUAUCUACCCAUCGGUGCUGUUUCUUUUCGACAUAUAACACCAAAUGUUCUCUCUGAAUCGGCAGUUUCUGAUGAUGUUUUGAGUCCUGGUGAUGACGGAAUUUGCAUGGGAAAUCGUUUUACUGAAGCGGGUUUGAAGAACUUAUUGGAAGUUGCUGCUGAAAAAUUUCAAAUCGCUGGAAUGUACGAAGCAAUGAAUAAUGUUUAUAAAAUUCUAAUUCCAGUUUUAGAACAUUCAAGAGAAUUUCAAAAGCUUGCAAAAGUUCAUGGAAAGUUACAGGAAGCUUUCAAUCGUAUCCAUCAACUAAGUGGAAAAAGAGUAUUCGCAACAUAUUUUCGUGUUGGAUUUUAUGGUCCCAAACUUGGUGAUCUAGAUCAAAACGAAUACAUUUAUAAGGAACCUCCGUUCACAAAACUUCCUGAAAUCUUUAACCGUCUUCAAAUGUUUUAUGAAGAACGUUUUGGAUCAGAAACUGUCGUUAUCAUAAAGGAUUCUAAUUUAGUUGAUGUUUCUUCAUUGGAUCCUGAAAAAAUAUAUAUACAAAUCACCUUUGUUGAACCAUAUUUUGAAGCGUUUGAGUUACGCCAGCGUGAAACUCAUUUUGAACGAAAUUUUAAUAUUAACCGUUUCAUCUUUUCAACACCUUUUACAAAAGCUGGAAAAGCUCAUGGUGAACUGCAUGAGCAAUAUAAGAGAAAGACAAUCUUAACGACAAAUAGUCAUUUUCCUUCAGUAAAAACCCGUAUUCAAGUCAUACACCGUCAACAACUCAUUCUGGAGCCUAUUGAGGUUGCAAUUGAAGAUAUUCAGAAAAAAACUGUCGAAUUAGCAGCAGCAACAAAUCAAGAACCAGCAGAUCCAAAAAUACUUCAAAUGGUAUUACAAGGUUGCAUCGGUACAACUGUUAAUCAGGGACCAAUGGAAAUGGCCCUUGUUUUUCUCUCAGGAAUUGCUGAUGGUCAGGUAGAAAUCACCAAAGAACAGAACAAACUUCGCCUUUGUUUCAAAGAUUUUACCAAAAAAUGUAAUGAUGCUCUCAAGAAGAACAAGAACCUUAUAAGUAAUGAUCAAAGAGACUACCAAAAAGAGCUGGAGAGAAAUUAUUUAAAGUUUACGGAACGUUUAAAUCCUCUGAUCAAUAUAACCCGUACAUAUCCGUUAAGGAUAAGCAGCAAUCGAAAUAACAACAAAUCUUAUUUAAGAUGGUAAUGAAAAUCUAAGCUCUUAGAUUAGAAACUUCAAUAAGAAGUUAAUUAUUUAAAAAAUUGAUUCAACAUUUAUAAACUAUUUGAGAUUCAAAAUGUAUUUAAUUAUAAGCUGAUCUUAUAUUAUUAUUAGUUUAAGUAACAUUUAAUCUUAGUAACAACUAAGACAUAUUUUAUGUGUGUCACUUGAUUUAAAUAUUCACGCACCUUUAAGCUAGAAACCGAUUCAUUCAUAAUUUUAUUAUCUUUGACUUUUUGCAAUCGUUUGAUAUUUAAGUCUUCUAGAUUAAGAUUUUUGAGUAUUUCUCUGAAUUGUACUGAGUCUUGCCCUGAUCUCUGCAAAUAAAAAAUAAUUUUUAUUU
Clunio marinus is the source of this 6546-nucleotide messenger RNA. The record is from the annotation of a GenBank genome assembly. Lineage: Eukaryota; Metazoa; Arthropoda; Insecta; Diptera; Chironomidae.